AUGAGCCGUUUAUUCCAUAUCAUAGUGCGUCCUAGGAGUGUAUCGAAGCUUAGUCUAAAGGAAUUAGCACAACGUCAAAGUCUUAAGGGCGUGCGUGUAUUAGUACGUGGUGAUUUGAAUGUACCAUUAAAGAAGAAGAAGAAUUCAAUACUAUCUGAUAUUAUAACUAUUACAGAUGAUACACGUAUUCGUGCAAUAUUGCCAACACUUGAAUUGCUUCACAAGGAAGGUGCUCGUACGAUCUUAUGUUCACAUUUAGGACGUCCUAAUGGUGAAGUAAAAGAUGAAAUGCGUCUUACACCUGUUGCUACACGUCUUAGUGAAUUGCUUGGUAUUUCGAUUAUUAAACUGAAUGAUUGUAUUGGUCCUCAAGUAGAGACUAAGAUUGAUGCACUUAAGGACGGGGAGAUUCUAUUGCUUGAAAAUGUACGUUUCUAUAAACACGAGACAAAGAAUGAUCCUACAUUUGCCAAGCAACUCGCACAUGGUGCCGAUAUCUACGUGAACGACGCAUUUGGCACAGCUCAUCGUGCUCACGCUUCGACGGAAGGUGUAACCAAUCAUAUUACGACUAAUGUGGCAGGUUUAUUGAUUGAAAAAGAGCUCAAGUAUCUCUCCAGUGCAGUGGAUAUUCCUGUGCGUCCAUUAGGUGCUAUUAUUGGUGGUGCUAAGGUGUCGACGAAAAUUCCUGUGCUAAAGUCUUUGCUGCAAAAGUGUGACACCAUCAUGAUUGGUGGUGGCAUGAUUUUUACAUUUUACAAAGCUCAAGGUCUACAAGUAGGCAAGUCCGUCAUUGAAGAGGACAAGGUUGAGCUUGCGAAGGAGAUUCUAGACGAAGCCAAGGAGCGCGGUGUGCACAUUGUGCUCCCCACUGACGUCGUGGUGGCUGACAAGUUUGACGCGGAUGCCCAGUCGAAGGUUGUACCCGCUAACGCUAUCCCCGCCGACUGGUUGGGAUUGGACAUUGGCCCGGACUCCCAAACGAUGUUUGCCCAGGAGCUGAAGAAGUGCAAGACCGUUGUGUGGAAUGGCCCCAUGGGCGUUUUUGAGUUUUCUAAGUUUGCUAAGGGUACGAUCAGCGUGGCUGAGGCUCUUGCGACGAGUACGGAUAGCGGCGUCACCACUAUCGUUGGGGGCGGUGACUCUGUGGCUGCGGUUGAGCAAGCCGGUCUUGGUUCUAGGAUGAGCCAUAUUUCUACAGGCGGCGGUGCGAGUUUGGAAAUGCUCGAAGGCAAAUUGCUGCCGGGCGUAGCUGCUCUGAAUGACGCGUAA
Messenger RNA from Peronospora belbahrii, 1272 nucleotides. NCBI's taxonomy places the organism in Eukaryota, Oomycota, Peronosporomycetes, Peronosporales, Peronosporaceae. The record is from the annotation of a GenBank genome assembly.